Messenger RNA from Brenthis ino (lesser marbled fritillary), 1242 nucleotides. Lineage: Eukaryota; Metazoa; Arthropoda; Insecta; Lepidoptera; Nymphalidae. The record is from the annotation of a GenBank genome assembly.
AUGAUCGUGUUCAGACUGUUGCGAGGCGAUAAAACAAGUUUUAAGCAAAUUUUAUCUAAGACAAACCAAUUUAAUUUCCAUACUAACAAUCUUUUGGCACGAAAUAAUAGUGAUUCUGUUAAGUUAGAUAUUCGCGGGGAAACUUUGAACUUCCCGUAUGUAUGGUUAAGAGAUAACUGCCAGUGUGAACAAUGCUUCCAUCAAUCAGCCAAAAGCCGGAUAAUAGAUUGGAGCAAAUUUAAUCUAAAUAUUAAACCAAAAGACGUGAAUAAAGACGAAAAUUCCGUGCAAAUAACGUGGGAGGAUGGACACAUAUCCAAGUAUGCCUUGAACUGGUUAAAAUUUCGAAGUUUUUCACCAGAAAAUCAAAGUAAAUAUACGAAAACUUUGUAUAAACCAUCCAAAGUAACUUGGCAUGGCGAUGAUUUCACGAAAAUAUUCAGUAAGCACGACUAUAAGGAAAUUUUGAAUUCCGAUCAGGCACUUUACAAGUGGUUACAACAAUUUGCGAUCUAUGGAGUUGCUUUGAUACAAAAUACACCACACUCUGAAACAGCAGUAGACAGUAUAGUUAAAAGAAUUGGUUUCUCAAAAAGAACACAUUAUGGACAACAGUUUGUAGUCCAAAAUGUCCCAAACACAAGUAACGUAGCAUAUUUAUCUAGUAAUUUACAAAUUCAUACUGAUUUACCAUACUAUGAAUAUUGUCCAGGAGCAAAUUUACUGCACUGUCUCGUUCAAACAGAAAGUUCUGGUGGUGAAAACUUAUUGUCCGACUGUCUUUACACUGCCGCUUAUAUAAAAGAACAUCAUCCAGAUAAAUACAAACUUUUAACUGAAGUGGAAGUAGAGUGGAGUGAUAUAGGAAUAGAGGAUGGUAAUGAAUUUUAUAAAUUAUACAGAUCACCCAUCAUAUGUUUAGACAAACAUAACGAGAUAAUAAGAAUUAAUUUUUCAAUUCCUCAGCGUAGCACCAAUUUUCCUGCUUCACUAGAUAAUGUAUGGCCUUGGUAUGAAGCUCAUACUCUCUUCUUUGAAUUAAAUAAGAAGUUUUCUGCCAAGUUUAAAAGCAAAGCAGGAGAUAUACUUGUGUUCGAUAAUAUUAGACUUUUACAUGGUAGGAAUAGUUAUGAAGACAAAAGUAAUAAUGUACGGAAGUUAAUUGGUGUUUAUCUUGAUUGGGAUGAAAUAUAUUCAAGAUUGAGAUGUUUAAAAGUAAAAUUAGAACCAGAAGAUGGCAUG